This is a messenger RNA of Bipolaris maydis ATCC 48331, 195 nucleotides long. NCBI's taxonomy places the organism in Eukaryota, Fungi, Ascomycota, Dothideomycetes, Pleosporales, Pleosporaceae. The record is from RefSeq and is a predicted model, not a curated record.
CGAAUCCCACUUAUUCCUGGGAUUAAAAGAUUCAAAAGAGAAUAUUUCCAUAAAGCACGCUGGAACUUCAACUGCAUAGGUGGGUCACCUAAUGAUACUACUAUACCUAAACUCAACAACAAGGCUGUUGGUGUUGUUGGGACUAGAGUAAUGGCUACUAAGCUAGUCCCGGCUCUACAGACUUCUAGUAAGUAG